AUGAAGCAUAAUUUUUCGGACCGAGCAGGAAACAUCAACCUAUGUGGUAAGCCUCUCAGCCUCUGCAAAUCCUCCAAGAAGCAGUCAGUGCCAAAAUUUGCCAUAAUUGCAGUUGUUGUGGGAGUAGUUGCAUUAGCUGCCAUUAUUGUAUCUUCCUUCAUCCUCAGACGCAACCGCCAAGCACCAAAAAACAAAUUCGGAUAUUCUUUGGGGGCAAAAGUACACAAGAAAGAUGCGGCUUAUAAGACUGCAGGUAAAAAGGAGGUUGAGCAUACUGACAACUAUAAAAGAAGUGAGCAUGGGAAGUUAUACUUUGUAAGGAAUGAUAGGGAGAGAUUUGAGUUGGAAGACCUGCUCAGAGCCUCUGCUCAAGUUUUGGGUAGUGGGAACUUCGGGUCUUCUUACAAGGCAGUGCUUUUAAGUGGACCAGCUAUGGUUGUGAAGAGGUUUAGGAAAAUGAGCGACGUGGGAAGAGAAGAAUUCCAGGAGCACAUGAGAAGGCUAGGAAGGUUGUCACACCCUAACUUGCUGCCACUUGUGGCUUUUUACUACAGAAAAGAGGAAAAGCUUUUGGUCACUGACUUUGUUGAGAAUGGUAGCUUGGCUAGUCAUCUCCACAGCAAACGCAGUCCUAACCAGCCCGGACUUGAUUGGCCAACUCGCUUAAAAAUCAUCAAAGGAGUAGCCAAAGGCUUGGUUUACCUAUACAAGGGAUUCCCUAGCCUAACUUUACCACAUGGCAACUUGAAGUCUUCAAAUGUGCUUCUAGAUGACACAUUCGAACCCCUCCUAGCAGACUAUGGACUAGUUCCAGUGAUCAACAAAGAACAUGCUCAAGAGGUUAUGGUGGCCUAUAAGUCCCCGGAUUUCACUCAACACGACCAAACGUCGAGGAAAACCGAUGUGUGGAGCCUCGGUAUUUUAAUACUCGAGAUGCUAACUGGAAAGUUCCCGGCUAAUUAUUUGAAACAAGGCAAGGGUGCGAAUGCCGAUUUGGCUGCUUGGGUGAACUCGGUUGUGAGAGAAGAGUGGACUGGGGAGGUGUUUGAUAAAGACAUGAAGGGGACAAACAAUGGGCAAGGUGAAAUGCUUAAGCUCUUGAAGAUAGGGAUGUGUUGUUGCGAAUGGAGUGUGGAGAGAAGGUGGGAUUUGAGGGAGGCUGUGGAGAAAAUUAAAGAAUUGAAAGAAAUGGACAGUGAUGAAGACUAUUCUUAUGCAAGCGAAGGAGACAUUUACUCUUCUAGAGCAAUGACUGAGGAUGACUUCUCUUUCUCUGUGGUUAGUUGA
Ilex paraguariensis (yerba mate) is the source of this 1287-nucleotide messenger RNA. The record is from the annotation of a GenBank genome assembly. NCBI's taxonomy places the organism in Eukaryota, Viridiplantae, Streptophyta, Magnoliopsida, Aquifoliales, Aquifoliaceae.